AUGAUGCUCCAGGUGAGGGCCAAGUGGGUCGACAAUCAGACGAACCAAAGCCACCACCCGGACAGCCAGACGAAUCACAGCUAUCAGCCGGAGAAGAUGGAGAAGCACUACCACCACCACCACCAUCAUGGCGACGGCCGCCCUCACUAUCCGACACCACCGUGUCUUCCGCCGAUAUGCAAGCAAAAGGACUCAAAGGGCCACUGUGAAGAUGCAGGUUGCAAGCGGCAUGAGUUCUCUUCUUCUUUCAGCAACGAUGGGCGAUGCGAAGGGUAUACCAGCGAUCCAGAUGCCGACAGUCAUUCGUGUUUCCUGAACAGCAACAAGUACAAGUGCUUGUCGUUCAGCGGCUGUCGAUGGAAGACAAGUUACUUCAGCACCAACGGGGUUUGCGAUGGGGAAAGUUGGAAAUAUUGCGGCGCUUACUGGUCGGCGGACCCAUGCUACCGCCAUGACUGUAGAUGGGACGAGGGCCUUCAUCAAGAAUGGCUUAGGCACCCGCGACACCGGUGA
Symbiodinium sp. CCMP2592 is the source of this 513-nucleotide messenger RNA. NCBI's taxonomy places the organism in Eukaryota, Dinophyceae, Suessiales, Symbiodiniaceae. The record is from the annotation of a GenBank genome assembly.